CACAGCUGUCAAACAAAAAUACCUUCUCGUCAUAUCAGUCGAGCAAGUCUCUCAGUUCGUGAAUUUAAUUUGAUAUGCUGUAGUGUUUGUCGAUUACUAGCUCAUAUUAAAAUGGAAGAGGAUGAUCCCAUUGUUCAAGAGAUCCCAGUUUUUCUAUCCCAGGCCCUUUCGAAGAAUCUUUAUAUUUAUCAGUAUCCAGUCAGACCAGCGAAUAGAGAUUGGAAAGAUGUUAAAGUACUGAAUGCCUCAAUCAAGCCUAAAAACCAGUUGGUGAGGCUCGAGGUUGAAUUAGACACUUACAGCGAUAAAUAUUGUCAAUCUAAAGGCGAGCAGAUUGCACUAAAUACUGAUGGACAUCAGGAAUCUUCAUGGCAUGUCAAAGAAAAAGACCGUGCUCAAUAUUUCCGGCAUGGCAUCAUGGACAAGAUAGUGUAUGAAAGUAGUUCCCCAUGCAGUGAAACGCAGCACUAUGCUGUUGCUAUAUUGCAAGACAAAGAGCUACACUGCACUCCAAUACAAGGUAUAGUGCAGUUGCGGCCAUCUUAUUCUUACUUCGACAAACAAGACAAACGUAAACAGGACAAGAGUAAGGCUGAAGAAUCUGAUGAAGAAGAAAAAGAACCGGAAGCACAACAGGUGACAGUGAAAUUCGCGCGUCAAGAGACUGAUUUAGCAAAGAAAGCACGCGAGAAAUCAUUCGAAACCAUUUCCCAGCGGAUAUCUGAAGAGCCCUGGUUCGACGCCCUGUGGAGACAUUCUGAUACAGAUCAAGCAGAACUCGAGCGUCUCAAGCUGUUCAGCAUGACGUCAGCAGACGGGUCGGCCCUGACGGUCCGGGCGAAGGACUACAUCCGAACCCUGGUGCCGCCCGCGCCGCCUGACGAGGCAGACGUGGCUCCCGCCACCAGGCCCUCGCCGCAGGAUCAGAUAACGCAGAUACUUAUCAAUGCAAAACUGAUGACGUUCAACGACCUUAGAGCUUUGGUCCGUACCGACGAAGGCCAGUUACCUGAACCAGCUCUACUAUCAGCUCUGAGCGCGAGCGCGUGCUGCGUGCGCGGCGUGUGGGCGGCGCGCUCGGGCUCGCUGUACACGCGCGCCGCCCGCGUGCCGCAGCGGCUGCUGUGCGCUGCCCGGGACCACGCACUCUACCUCUUCACACAACAUCCGUACGUUGACCGGCGGAAGUUCGCCGCAGCGGUCCGUCUCCCGGCCCUCGAAGUGCUGGAAAUUCUCCAGUCAGUCGCCAAAUACAAUCCCCGCACUGGCUGGGAACUCCUCAUACCCCCAGACACGGCCUUCGAAGCCAAAUACCCUGACGUCAUCCAGCGCCAAAACCUGUACUGGGAGGCCAGGCAACGCCAGUUCAACGAGAUGCUGAUAGGCGAAAGUAUACCCAAACGUCAACGCAAGAAGUCUCAAAGGGAGUCGGUGAGUUCUGAUACCAUGAUGAGCCCCAAACCUAGGUGUAACAGUGUGAGUGAGGAAGACAGUGAUAGAAAGAGACACAAGAACAAAUCCGCCACUGGAGUUGGUAAACGGACUCGGCAUAUUAGCUCCUCCAGUGCACAUGACGGAACGUGAUCUAUACAAUAGUUAGGUUAUCAAAUUUGUAAUGUAGUCACUGCCUGCUGCGUGCGACAAGUCGCGCUUUUAAUACUGUAAUAUGCGAUGAACUGGCCGAUGUUUUCAAUCAAUAGAAAAUAGCUUUUAAGGUACUUUUUAAUAAGACCUUUUUUGGAGCAAACCCCCUCAGUGGUGUUUUAUAAGACCUCACACUAAGGCCCAGAACAGACGGUGAAACGCAACUGCAAAGAAACUGGAACUGCUAGUUACUUUUGAGCUGCAUCUAAGUUUCUGCCAUAGCGUCCGUUGAGAGAACACAUGACGCGACCAGUUUGAAACUUUCAGUUUCAGUUUCAUUCAUAAGAAUCAUCAGAAAGUUGCAGUUUCGUUGCAGUUGCGUUUCGCCGUCUGUUCUGGGCCUAACUGUUGGUAAUUGACAUUUUUAUCCUAACGCACUUGUCAUACAAUUUUCCGUGUGCAGUCCUGCAAAGGGACGACUCAAAACGUCUUAUUUGAAAGAGCCUAUAAACUAAUUUCAGGGGAUCCUAAUCUCUUCUAACUUUGAGAAGGCUUUUUUACCACUGGGUUAUCUCUAGUAAUUGCGAAUGGUGCUCUUAAGUAGAAGUAGAAUAUCUUUCCUAAUAAAAUAAACGAUAUUUAAUUUAAGUACUUGCUUGAGUAUUGAACUUAGAAUGGUUUAGGGACCCUUGUCAUUAAUUAUUUAUUUUGCAUUUAUACAAAUAACAUGUUUAUGUACAUAGUUGGCCAUUUUAUCGUACAGCUACAAUUAAUAAGGAAAUAAAUAAACUGAAUUAAAUUUUUACAGCUUAGACACUGUAUGACAUCACUGUAAAAUAUAUACUUUUUGUAUUAUUAUUGUUCCUAGUGGUAUUAUUUUACAACGAAUCAUUUGCGCGGUCAAGUUUGUCGAAUGAAUUUAUGGGUAUCCUUCCGUUUGGCCAAAUUACUUUUCGCCAAAUUUCACUUCGCAAACAACUUAUCGCCAAAGUUUAAUUUCCCAAAUGAACUUUUAGCAAAUGUACUUUUCGCAACUAUUUCAUUUGGU
Molecule: messenger RNA, 2632 nt
Organism: Ostrinia nubilalis (European corn borer)
Lineage: Eukaryota; Metazoa; Arthropoda; Insecta; Lepidoptera; Crambidae
Gene: Polr3E
Product: DNA-directed RNA polymerase III subunit RPC5
Exons: 8
Coding region: 112-1584 (490 amino acids)
Biological process (GO): tRNA transcription by RNA polymerase III
Cellular component (GO): nucleus; RNA polymerase III complex
Source: RefSeq, a predicted model, not a curated record